This is a messenger RNA of Micropterus dolomieu (smallmouth bass), 1514 nucleotides long. It is a transcript of the gene myoz1a, whose product is annotated as myozenin 1a. Gene Ontology annotation, cellular component: actin cytoskeleton; Z disc. Gene Ontology annotation, molecular function: telethonin binding; actin binding; FATZ binding. The transcript has 5 exons. NCBI's taxonomy places the organism in Eukaryota, Metazoa, Chordata, Actinopteri, Centrarchiformes, Centrarchidae. The record is from RefSeq and is a predicted model, not a curated record. The coding region runs from base 1 to 936 and encodes 311 amino acids.
AUGCCUCUAGGAACACCUGCCCACCUAAACAAGCGGAAAAGGCUCACCAAGAUCAUAACAGACCUAUCACAUAUCACUCAGGAUGAAUAUGAGUCAGAGCCAGAGGCAUCUGAGUUCGACCUGGGAACAAAAAUCAGGACUCCCAAAGACAUCAUGCUGGAGGAGCUUUCCCUGCAGAACAACCGUGGCUCCAAGAUGUUCAAGAUGAGGCAGAAGAGAGUGGAGAGGUUCAUCUACGAGAACAAUCCUGACAUCUUCAGCAGUGAGUCUAUGGACAACCUCCAGAAGUUUGUUCCCUCUCUGGGAGGUCAAGUGGGAGGAGACAUGAUAAAUGUUGGUGGGCAUUUUGUUAGCAAACAGCUGCAUUUUGGAGGGAUACUUCCCGGAGGAGGGGCCCCUGUGCCUCCUCCAAAGCCUGGAAGCAAAGGAGCAAGAGCAGGAGGAGCAGGAGGAGCAGGAGGUGCAGGAGGUGCAGGAGAACUGGUUGGGGGUGACCAUGGGAAAGGUGGCGAAGGAGCUAGUGAGUGGUCUCCACUAAAGGGAGGUGGAAGUGAUGACGCAACUAAGAUUCAUGUGAAGACAUACAUUUCGCCAUGGGAGAAGGCCAUGAAAGGUGAUGCAAAUCUGGUAGCAACUCUGAAAACUGCAAUGCCUGGUCCCACUGAGAAAAAGGACAUCCGCAAGUACAAAAGCUUCAACAGGACUGCCAUGCCCUUUGGAGGCUUUGAGAAGGCCAACCAGUUCAUGAAAUUCCAGCUGCCAGAAGCUGAGGCAAUCAAAGAGGAGCCUGAACCUGCAGUGGUGUACCAGCAUGACAUCGGCUGCCGGCCUUCCUUCAACCGCACUCCCAUUGGCUGGGUGGGCAGCAGUGAACCCAGCAGCAUUCAUAUGGAGAUGGAUGCUGUGCCCUUCGAUGGAGAGACAGACGAGCUGUGAAAAAAUAUUCAUACUGUGAUUACACUCACUGUGCACAGACACAUACACACACGCACGCACGAAUGCAUGUAUAAUCCUUAGCAGGCACACGCACGAUAGACAAACCUACAGUUAACUGUUAAAUUGAUGAAUUUGAAUCUCUGAAUGGAUAACUGAAAGCGUACAUGAAAUGUGGUCAUGUUCUCAUUUUGCUCUGUAUUUGGUUGUAAGGCAAAGAAACAAGACAUAGAGAUUAUGGGGAGAUGAAACAUCAAACAUUUAUUUGUUAAGUUCAUUCGCUGAGCCUAAGCACUCCUUUGAUUUGUCAGAACAGUUGGAGAGAAGUUGCAGAUGUAGUCAAUGAGGAAAGAAUGUAUGAAGGACAGAUUUAUGCUAUGUUGCUGUUUUGCACGCUGUCUUGUUGUUAACUUGUUACCAUAUUUGUUAUUUCCCAGCGCCUUUUUUGUUGUUAAGAUUCUCUGAUAAUUUGUUGAGCUAUGAAAACCCUACACACCUGUCUAAUUCAGGAUACAUGCAUAGAGUCAGUUGCAGAUCCAUUAACAUACUGUACCAACACACUUUCUCCGCAAUAAACCAUU